ACGGCGACCGUAACCAACCAUCAGCCGCGCCAACCCAACUAUCUCCCCCGUGCCGGCCCGGCCAUGCAUCUUCUCCUCCUAUAUCCUCCCGCGCCCACCAUCACCAGUCACCACCAGCACCAGGACCACCGCACCUGCACGUUCGCGCUCAGUUCGUCUAGAUCGAUCUCGCGUUCCCGUCUCCAACCAACGGUUAGAAGGACCAGCGGCCCGGCAUGCCGGCGAGCGGCUCGACGCAGGCGCUGGCGCCGCCGACGGCGCACCGAGGCGGCGGCGGCGGGGAGCCGGCGGAUCACCCGCACUGCCCGCGCCUGCUGGAGCGCACCGCGCCGCGACGCCUGGCGGCGGCGGACAGGCGGCUGACGCGGCUGCUGGUGAACGUGACGGUGGACCGGAGCCUGUGGCCCGUGCACCUCGUGCUGGGCGCCGACGCCACCGUGGCCGACCUCGUGCGCGCCGCCGUCGCGGCCUACGCGCGCGAGGGCCACCGGCCGCCGCUCCAGCCCGGGGGCGCGGCGGGCGGCGGCGACCCGGCCGACGGCUUCGAGCUGCAUUUCUCCAAGUACUCCCUCGAGAGUUUGAGUCCCGAGGAGAAGGUCGUGGAUCUGGGGUCUCGCAACUUCUUCCUCUGCGCCCGGAGAUCCCCAGCCGCUGCGUGGGCUUGAUUUGAUCGACCAAGCAUCACAUCGCCGUAGCAGAUUGCAAGUUACAGUAGCUAGCAGCAGAGGUUAAGUUAACCUGAACCACAUCGAGCGAGGCACCUUGAUUUUCCUUUUCAAAGUUCAAAUUUGUAGAGAAUGGGUGGGUAUGUGAUUAUGUUCCCAUGUGGAUCCCGCCCAAGCUGCUGCUUCUUCUUCCUGGCCUC
Panicum hallii is the source of this 865-nucleotide messenger RNA. RefSeq lists its product as uncharacterized. NCBI's taxonomy places the organism in Eukaryota, Viridiplantae, Streptophyta, Magnoliopsida, Poales, Poaceae. The transcript is spliced from 2 exons. The record is from RefSeq and is a predicted model, not a curated record. Bases 216 to 665 code for a protein of 149 amino acids.